AUGCCUUCUCAUCAAGAGGCCGCGAAGCCGGUGCUGCUCGCCGCCGAGCCGGCCGCCAGCCGCGCCGUCUGUGACGUCAUGCUGGCCGUGCUGGGCACCGGACUGCGGCUGCUGCACCCGUUCAUGCCGCACCUGACCGAGGAGCUGAACCAGACGCUGGCGCCGCUCACCGAUGAGCGGCGCUCCCUGCUACAUCAGAGUUUCCCGGAGCCGGGCGAGUGGGUGCAAUGGAGGGAUGAGAGCCUGGAAGCGUCUUUCGUGACCUGUUUGGAUGCUGUCCGGGGUCUCAGAGCUGUCAAGAAGAAGUACCGGGUCACCAAAAGCUCACCGGAAGUGCACCUGAGCAUGCGGCCCGAGCUGUCGGCCGAGCUGGCGACCGUGGUCUCCACGCUGUCCCGCUGCCGGGUCCGGCCGGCACCGGCCGCUGAGCACCGCGGCCUCCUGGUGCAGGGCCACAACUGGAGAGCGCACGUGGACUUGCAGGUGAAGUUGGCGCCGGCGCACGCCAGCCCACCAGCACAGGACGCUCGUGGUGCGCCUGCGUUCUAGUUUGUGCUACUGUGGUGAGAAGCGGGUGUAGCCCUUCGCCAGUCACCACACGGACUGCAGAAAGGUGGUCAACUGAACAUUCUUACGGCCAGGGGAUG
Molecule: messenger RNA, 647 nt
Organism: Pollicipes pollicipes
Lineage: Eukaryota; Metazoa; Arthropoda; Thecostraca; Pollicipedomorpha; Pollicipedidae
Product: valine--tRNA ligase
Exons: 4
Coding region: 1-549 (182 amino acids)
Biological process (GO): valyl-tRNA aminoacylation
Cellular component (GO): cytosol
Molecular function (GO): ATP binding; valine-tRNA ligase activity
Source: RefSeq, a predicted model, not a curated record